GGCGGGAGGGGGCCGAACCGAGGGGUGGGGAGAGGGGAGGAGGCCUCAGCAGCAGAGAGAAGUGGCCAGAGAGGCCCAGGGGACAGCCAGGGACAGGCAGACAUGCAGCCAGAGCCCCGAGGCCUGGACAGGGGCUGCCAGGCCCCGUGACGGGAGGACCCCGAGCCCCCGGCCCGGGGAGGGGGCCAUGGUGCUGCCUGCCCGACAUGUCAGCCGAGGUGCGGCUGAGGCGGCUCGAGCAGCUGGUGCUGGACCCCGGCUUCCUGGGGCUGGAGCCCCUGCUCGACCUUCUCCUGGGCGUCCACCAGGAGCUGGGCGCCUCCGACCUGGCGCAGGACAAGUAUGUGGCCGACUUCUUGCAGUGGGUGGAGCCCAUCGCCGAGAGGCUUAAGGAGGCCCGACUGCAGAGGGAUGACUUCGAGAUUCUGAAGGUGAUCGGACGCGGGGCGUUCAGCGAGGUGGCGGUGGUGAAGAUGAAGCAGACGGGCCAGGUGUACGCCAUGAAGAUCAUGAAUAAAUGGGACAUGCUGAAGAGAGGCGAGGUGUCGUGCUUCCGCGAGGAGAGGGAUGUGUUGGUGAACGGGGACCGGCGCUGGAUCACGGAGCUGCACUUCGCUUUUCAGGACGAGAACUACCUGUACCUGGUCAUGGAGUACUACGUGGGCGGGGACCUGCUAACGCUGCUGAGCAAGUUUGGGGAGCGGAUCCCAGCCGAAAUGGCGCGCUUCUACCUGGCCGAGAUUGUCAUGGCCAUAGACUCAGUGCACCGGCUGGGCUAUGUACACAGGGACAUCAAACCCGACAACAUCCUGCUGGACCGCUGUGGCCACAUCCGCUUGGCCGACUUCGGGUCCUGCCUCAAGUUGAGGGCGGACGGAACGGUGCGGUCGCUGGUGGCUGUGGGCACCCCGGACUACUUGUCCCCUGAGAUCCUGCAGGCUGUGGGCGGCGGGCCCGGGCUGGGCAGCUAUGGGCCCGAGUGUGACUGGUGGGCACUGGGAGUGUUCGCCUAUGAAAUGUUCUACGGGCAGACGCCCUUCUACGCCGACUCCACGGCUGAGACCUACGGCAAGAUCGUGCACUACAAGGAGCACCUGUCUCUACCGCUUGCGGACGCAGGGGUCCCUGAGGAGGCCCGAGACCUCAUCCAGCGGCUGCUGUGUCCUCCUGAGACGCGGCUGGGCCGGGACGGAGCAGGUGAUUUCCAGAAUCAUCCUUUUUUCUUUGGCCUUGACUGGGACAGUCUCCGAGACAGCGUGCCCCCAUUUACACCGGAUUUCGAGGGUGCCACUGACACGUGCAACUUCGAUGUGGUGGAAGACGGGCUCACUGCCAUGGUGAGCGGGGGCGGGGAGACGCUGUCCGACAUGCGGGAAGGCAUGCCCCUGGGGGUCCACCUGCCAUUUGUGGGCUACUCCUACUCCUGCAUGGCCCUCAGGGACGAGGAGGUCCCAGGCCCCACGGCCAUGGAACUGGAGGCCGAGCCAUUGCCUGAGCCACCUGUGCGGGCGGCCAGCCCAGAGCCCACGGUGCCGCCACCAGAGGAAACAGCCGAAGCGGCAGCUCCGGAGGCCGUUCCCGCGGCGGCGGCGGCGGCGGCGGCGGUGGCGGCGGAGGCCCAGGUGACGCUGCGGGAGCUCCAGGAGGCCCUGGAGGAGGAGGUGCUUACACGGCAGAGCCUGAGCCGGGAGCUGGAGGCCAUCCGCACAGCCAACCAGAGCUUUGCCAGUCAGCUCCGUGAGGCCGAGGCCCGGAACCGAGACCUGGAGGCGCGCGUCCGGCAGCUGCAGGAGCGGAUGGAGCUGCUGCAGGCCGGGGGAGACGCAGCUGUCACGGGGGUCCCCAGUCCCCGGGCCACGGAUGCACCUUCCCAUCUAGAUGGCCCCCCGGCCGUGGCUCUGGGCCAAUGCCCGCUGGUGGGGCCAGGCCCCAUGCACCGCCGCCACCUGCUGCUCCCUGCCAGGGUCCCUAAGCCUGACCUAUCGGAGGCGCGUUCCCUGCUCCUGUUCGCCGUUGCUCUGGCUGCUGCCGCCGCCUUGGGCUGCACUGGGUUGGUGGCCUGCGCCCACCACCUCGCCCCGGUCUGGCGCCACCCGGGAGCCGCCUUCGCCCCCUGAACCCUAGGACCCCAAGCUGGAGGGUUGGGUGACCUGGGCACGGCGCAGAAGCCAUUCCUACCGCCUCCCGGUUCACAGCGCCUCCCAGCGUGGGUCUCCGCCCGAGCUCCAGCCCUGUGAUCCGGGCCCGCCCCCUGGCGGCCGGGGAGGGAGGAGCAGGAGGCUCCAGGGAGGCUUGUAACCGGGAAUGCUGCAGUUGCUGCUGGGGAGAAUCGCAGACCAACCACCUACUAACUCCGGCCUGGCUGAGGCCCCGCCGUGGAUGGGCAAACUGCGAUCUAGAGGAGACAGCAGGGCCAGGGCUCGGCCAUCAGUUUUUCACCCUCCACGCGCCCCCCGCCUAUCGGCUCGCAGACCACAAAUCCCUGUGCAUGAGGCCCUACUAUCCCGGGAAUGUUCUCUUCCCGCGGCGAACGUCUAGUGCGAGCCCCGCCCGCCUUCUCGAGAACCUUUUGCUUUCGCCAGCCCCGCUUUUUCGGGGACUCGCGCGCCCUCCUCACGUACGUAGCUCUCGGGGCCACAGCAGGCUCCGCCCGCCUCGGCAGUUUGGGUAUUUAUUGACCUGUCCUCCGACCCGCCAAGUUCCAGGACCCCAGCACCCUAAUCCACGUUUUGGAUGCACUGAGACCCCGACAUUCCUCAGUAUUUAUUGUCUCUCCACACCUAGGACCCCACCCCCGAUCCUCGCGAAUAAAAGGCCCUCCCGUCUGCCCAACGCUCUGGA
This is a messenger RNA of Lynx canadensis (Canada lynx), 2841 nucleotides long. It is a transcript of the gene DMPK, whose product is annotated as DM1 protein kinase. The record is from RefSeq and is a predicted model, not a curated record. The coding region runs from base 207 to 2117 and encodes 636 amino acids. Gene Ontology annotation, biological process: actomyosin structure organization; peptidyl-threonine phosphorylation. The transcript is spliced from 15 exons. Gene Ontology annotation, cellular component: cytoplasm; cytoskeleton. NCBI's taxonomy places the organism in Eukaryota, Metazoa, Chordata, Mammalia, Carnivora, Felidae. Gene Ontology annotation, molecular function: protein serine/threonine kinase activity; ATP binding.